GUGUGGUGACGGGUGAAUGUGGGGUGACGGGUGACUGUGUGGUGACUGGGGUGACUGUGGGGUGAAUGUGGUGACUGGGUUGACUGUGCUCAGGAUUCCGGUAGAGAGGAUGAAGCCAGCGAUCCUGUCAAGUGAAAUAUAGAUUGUGUCGCGAAAUUUUAAUGUCAUCGCCUUCAUGGUGUGAACGACAAAUUCUUAGAAAAGCAGUGUAGAUGACAAUUAUUUAUGUGUGUACAUUCAUAUGAAGGAUGCACUUACACUUGAUUUGAGAUUGUGCAAGAUAAAAAAGCAUUUGAUAUACUGUGUAUAGAAGCUAAAUGCCAUGAUAUGCAGUAUGCACGCUGUUGAAGCAGGCACGCUGAUGACGUUUGGAAAUCCGAAGCAAACUGACGUCACGCCGUGGCUCGUUCUCUGCGCUGCGGGUGCGGCGUGUGCAGCAGCUCGAGUCGUCGAUUAAACAUUUUGAGCGCUCGCGCGCCGCUGUGCCACCGACUUUGUGUGCAUUUCGCUCCGAGCCGUGCGGCGACGACUCAUCCCCCCAGCCCUGGGCAACUCGCGACCACGCCAGCCACGGGGCCCGGCUCGAAGGCGAGCGGCUCGCCAGCGGAAGGUUGCGAGUUCAAAUCCUGGUUGGGGGAUGACUCGGCACAUCUUCAUCCCUCUAGGGUCGAUAAAACGAGUACCACGUUGUGAGGAAAUCAACAGUGGUUAGAUUCGGCCCUGCUAUAGGAAUGUAAACCUUCCACCACUCGAUCAGGAUAGCGGGAGGUGAGGUGUGCACCACCUGACUAUGCAGAAGUAUUUUUGACAGAAAUUGCACAGCAGCUGCUGCUGCAGGAUUAUUGUUCCGCAUGUUUACCUAGGAAAGCCUUACUGAGUCUCAAUACUCUUUUUCAGGAGGAUCUUUGAACAUUUUCGCAGUAGGGGAUGACGAUUUCUGUGUCCUAAAUGAGUAAUUUGUGUUUAUUUUUCACAUUUGGAACAUGACGCCGACACAAUGGCCAACGCUUUUAAUGAUGUCACUGGUUCUUUAAGCUCGCGUAUUAUCUUAAGUUUAAUAGACCGCGGAAUUAACCAGGGCAGCCUGUCAGAAUCGAACCGUGAUCCUUUGCAACAAUUAGCGAACGCGCUACAGCUGGGCUCUGCCUAUAAGUCCCACCUCCUACCUCACAAACAAUGAAGCGCCAGAGUCGCUGCGCCCCUCGGAAUUCCAGUUCUCCGUGCAGCCUCUCCUGUGCCUGCACGGUGCGCAUGCAACGAGCUCGCAACGAGCGAUGUGGGCUGUGCGGUGCUGCUUUCGCACGGUCUCAGCACAAGCGUCCGCUCGCCCCGAUAUCUUAAGCCAGAGACCUCGAAAACGGGCGAAUGAGCGCACACAGCCACUGCCCCGUGUUUACCCGAUGCAACCGGCACGCUGUGUCCCCACGGGACACAUCCCGUGUCCUUGGGAUGCUCUCUCCCGCCCGCCGUCAAGUCUCGUCCAUUCCAUCGCCCUCUCGUGGAGGAAUCUGUUAGGGCCGUGAUGACGUAGUUCUUUUCAAUCAUGCAAUGGUCUUUGCGACCCGUGCCGUCAUUAAUUACCUCGCGUGCAUUGCGCCACCGCGUGCAGCCUCGCGCUGUUCACCAGCGGCGACCCCUGCGCUAUCCCUCUCGAUUGGGACCUCAGCACCAGGGACAGCGGCCUCAGCACCAGGGACAGCGGCCUCAGCACUAGGGACAGCGGCCUCAGAACCAGGGACAGCGGCUUCAGCACCAGGGACAGCGGCCUCAGAACCAGGAACAGCGGCCUCAGCACCAACGACAAAUCUCGGGACCGCAUGGAAGGGAGGGGCCAAGGCCUGUAGGGGCGGCCUUCUAGAAGGAAGGGUGGGGGGAGGCGCCCGUGGCCCCUUCUCCGCACAAAGGAAUCGCAGUUGAGAGCAGCACAGCGCGGCGGUGGAGCGAGACCGUGGAGCGAGGCAAGGCCCCGAGGACCGGAUUUCUCUAGCGGGACCGAAGUAGCGGCAUCGCCCCCGCGUGGGGGAGCAAACAACACGCAGCGUGAAUCCCUUCAGCUGUGGCAGCAGCAGCCCCGACUACCCAGGGAGACGGCGAGCCGGGAGGCCGCGUGCGCGGGGAUGUCGGGUCAUGUGCACGCCACGCAGCAGGAGACGGAGCGGCUGGCGCUGGGCACGGCGCUCAAGCGCGUGUCGCUCAUGCUGCAGUACCCGGAGCAGCUGGAGCGCGUGGAGCAGUACCGCAAGCGGGAGGCGCGGACCACCGCCUCGCUCGAGACGCGCCUCAAGAGCGCCCUGCAGUCCCAGCUGGAGGGGGUGCGGCUGGGCCUGUCGCAGCUGCACGGGGCGCUGGCGCACGCCCGGGAGAUCGGGCGCGCCCUGCGCGGGGUGCGCGCUGAGCGCGAGGCGGGGCUCGCGGCCCUGGAACCCCUGGGAGAGCUCCGCGGCCUGGCGGACGAGCAUGGGCAGCUGGCGGCCGCCGUGGAGCACACGCGCAUCAUUAUGAGCGUGCGCGAGCUGGAGCAGGAGACGCGCGACUGGAUCGAGCAGGGGGAGCUCCUGGCCGCACACAAGAACCUCAUGGAGCUUGAGCACUCGCGGGACAGCCUGCUGCUGCGCCAGCACCUCAAGGACGCGGGCAACGCCGCCAACCUGCACCUCAUCCGCGAGUACUUCUCCUGCGCCGAGUCCCUCGCCGGGGAACUCGCCAAGCAGCUCUGGCUCGUGUUGCAGCGUGGCCUCGGUACGGCGCGGCGCGACCCGGCCAUGCUGGUGUCGGCGCUUCGGGUCAUCGAGCGCGAGGAGGGGCUGGACGCGCUCGCGGCCGAGCGGCGGCAGAGCUCCGGGUUCGUCGCCCCGGGGCGGCCCAAGGAGCUGCAGCGCCGCUGCGUGGAGGUGCUGCGGCAGACGGUGAGCACGCGCGUGGAGAGCGGCCAGACGGACACGCGCGACGACGACAGCCUGUGGCUGGCGCGGCACCUCGACACGCUGCAGCGCCGCAUCCUCGAGGAUCUGGUGGUGGUGAAGACACUGAUGGCCCAGUGCUUCCCGCCGAAGUACAACAUCUUCUCCACAACGCUGAGAUUCUACCACCAGGCGCUCGGCGCGCACCUCCAGGACAUCGUGUCCGAGCAGCUGGAGGCCAACGAGAUCGUGUCGCUGCUCACCUGGGUGCUGCACACCUAUCCCAGCGAGGAGAUGAUGGGGCACCCCGACCUGGCCCCGGAGGCCUCCGUGGAGGAGCUGCCACCGCUGCUGUCACCUGGGGAGGUGGAGGCGCUGCUGCACAAGUACCUGCACACGCUCCAGAGUAACGUGUGCACGUGGCUGGGCAAGGCUCUGGAGGCCGAGCGUCGCGAUUGGAUGCGGAACCAGGAGCCGGACACCGACCAGCACGGAUACUUUCACACCGCACUGCCUGCCAUCGUGUGCCAGAUGCUGGAGCAGAACGUUCAGGUGGCCUCCCAGGUGAGUCCCCGACUCGUAGGCCGAGCCAUGACCAUCGGCCUGCUGGAGGUGCAGACGUUCCUGUGCAGGUACCGCGCGGUGCUGGGCGGAUAUCGGCAGGAGCACGUGCAGAACCGGCAGCUGCCGCCCUUCUACGUACAAUACAUGACGGCCGCCACCAACAACUGCCUUGCCUUCAAGGAGUCAAUGAGGCAGCUCCUGGAGAAGCGGCCGACAUUCGGGGCCCCGGGGGUGGAGGGCCCUUCCCAGGAGGCCACCCCCGUUCCGGCACGAUUGCCCGACCCGACGACGCAGCUGGACGGCAUCGCUGCCGACGCCUGCGAGUACCUGCUCGACGAGGUGUUGCUGGACAUCGAGCCCCUGCUGCAGGAGCUGCUCACCAGGGCCUGGGUCUCGAGCUCUCGCGCCAUGGACACCAUCUGUGCCACGGUCGAGGAUUACUUCAGCGACUUUUCCAAACUCAAGAAGCCGUACCUGCAGGAGCUAACGGAGCGCGCUCACCGCCGACUCGUCAGCGAGUUCGUGCGCGCCGCCGUGCAGCGCCGCGUCUCCUUCAAGGGCUGCGAGGAGCGGCGCGAGGCCGCCGAGAAGAUGGAGUGGGAGGCGCGUCAGCUGAAGCAGCUCUUCCAGAAGCUCUCCCACGGCCCACUGAGUGAGGAUUCGCUGAGUGAUGUUAUCCCGGCCUUGGCCGAGCUCGUGCGCCUCAAGGACACCUCUAUGCUGUGCCUGGAGAUCUCGGGCCUCCUUCACAAAUACCCCGACGUGCGGGAGGAGCACAUCUGGGCGGUGCUGGCACUGCGUGGCGAUGCCACCAGGGACAUGCGGCUGGUUCUCACCGAGUGCAUGAUGCAGCGUCGGGCCCACACAAGUGCCCCCGCAGCGCCUCCCAGCGUCGCCGCACUCAACUUCUUUGCCGACAUCCCCGUGACGAGCCACCUCCUGCCCCAGCUCGGGAAAUGAACCGAGUGCGCAGCGACGAGGUCAAGGGCGGGAGAUCGAGAGAGCCCAGUCUCACGUGGAGACACAAGCUCGCUCAACGAUCAAAUACAACCCCAACCACGACUCCAACCUCAAUAAUGACUACAAUCCCAAAUCCAACCCCAACCGCUAUUACCCACUGUCCAGCCCCCAUCCUGGACUCAAAGCUGCUACAGUCAAUCCGGGACUCCUAAUGCCUUGACUCACGAAACCCAAGCUCCCUCCUCCUCUUUCCUAGACUUUAAGCCUUACCCCUCACUCUCAACUCAUAACCGCAACAAAUGAGCCCCCAAACUCUUAGGCACCCACAGGCCUUGUUCUGCCAGCUGUUCUGUAGCGUUGCUUGCAAGGCUCAUGAGGCCGUGUGCACAUUUACUCCUGACAAGAGCCCCAUUUGAUCAAAACAAAGCCCAGCAACAACCUCAAACCCUGAAUACAGCUAAGUAGCGCUUAUUCGAUAUCACCUUCUUCCUGUAGUGAUGCGCAUAUACUCACAAAGACAACAGGCACACACACAACAAUGAUCUCCCGUAUAGCAUUAACAGACUCUUGGGGCAAGUGCUGUUAGCGGGCACGGCACACGAGGGGUGGGUGGCCAGCACCACGCCCAGCUACCUGUCUAACCAGUGACGAUGUAAUAAUUUGAGGCCGAGUUGACCUAGGGGAGGCCCAGGACCGGUUCAGAUAAUCGUCAUUGGGGUUGACCGUGAGCAGAAUCGAACUCGGGUCUCCAGGUUUAUAGUGCAGCGCUCCAAUCGCUGUACGACCACUCACCCCACACAACACACACACACACAGACAUAUACACUCACAUUGGGUGUUGUCCCAGCUAUUACAGUCCUACAGUAUUAAGUAGCGUCCAAGUAUUAAUGGGGUCCAUUUGUAAUGUUGGUGCUUAGAACGAGUGUUGGUCCUUUAGGCUUAUGAUCAGUGGUGUUAGUGGUGCCUAGACGCUGGUGUUUCAAUCCGGCAACACCCCUCGUCCCUGGAUAAGUACGUGUAACAAGAGACGACUGCACAUAUGAUUUUAUCCCUUUAUGAAAAUAUCUACAAAUGAAGGCAGUUUCGCGUUGUUUCAGUUGCCAUAAAGCCAUUACAAAA
Molecule: messenger RNA, 5543 nt
Organism: Petromyzon marinus (sea lamprey)
Lineage: Eukaryota; Metazoa; Chordata; Hyperoartia; Petromyzontiformes; Petromyzontidae
Product: exocyst complex component 3-like
Biological process (GO): exocytosis; exocyst localization
Cellular component (GO): exocyst
Molecular function (GO): SNARE binding
Source: RefSeq, a predicted model, not a curated record